Drepanopeziza brunnea f. sp. 'multigermtubi' MB_m1 is the source of this 447-nucleotide messenger RNA. RefSeq lists its product as uncharacterized. The record is from RefSeq and is a predicted model, not a curated record. Gene Ontology annotation, biological process: mRNA splicing, via spliceosome. NCBI's taxonomy places the organism in Eukaryota, Fungi, Ascomycota, Leotiomycetes, Helotiales, Drepanopezizaceae. Gene Ontology annotation, cellular component: spliceosomal complex; nucleus.
AUGCCUGCCAUCCGCCAUGCCAGCAAGCGCAAAUCUCCCCCAGCAGGCUUCUCCGACAUCGAAGACGACCUCUUAAUUUUCAGCAAUAAAAUGAAAGACGCAGAGAACGCGCCCUCGACGAAUGUCCCCCGACACGCUGUGCACUGGCCCAUAUUCCAAAUCAGCCAUCAGCGCAGCAGAUAUAUCUACGAGCUGUACUACGAGAAGGAGGCAAUCAGCAAGGAGCUCUAUGAGUACUUGCUGAAGAAUGCUUAUGCGGACAAGAUGCUGAUUGCGAAGUGGAAGAAGACCGGAUAUGAAAAGCUGUGCUGUCUCCGCUGUGUACAAACGAAGGAGACAAACUUUAACUCGACGUGUAUAUGCAGGGUUCCAAAGGCCCAGAUGAAGGAGGAUCAAGCGGUGGAAUGCGUAAGCUGUGGGUGCAGAGGGUGUGCGUCGAGUGAUUAA